UCGCAGGGAGCGGCUUCGGAAGAGAACGCCCCGCCGCUUCCGGAGGCGCGAAGAUGGCGGCCUGGGGCCCCGCAGGGAAGAGGCGGCGGCCGCUCCGGCUCUCCUGGCCGCUGCCGGUGCUGCUGCUGCCGCUGCUGGCGGGAGGACUCGCGGCUGCCGGGAAGAUGAAGGUGGUGGAGGAGCCCAACAGCUUCGGGCUGAACAACCCCUUCCUGCCUCCUUCCAACCGGCUCCAGCCCAAAGCGGCGCCCUCCGCCAUCUCAGGGCCUGAACAUCUUUUUAGGCUGGCGGGCAAAUGCUUUGGAUACGUGGAAUCUACGUAUAAAUACGAGUUCUGCCCAUUUUAUAACGUCACCCAACAUGAGCAAACUUUCCGAUGGAAUGCCUACAGCGGGAUUCUCGGAAUCUGGCAUGAAUGGGAAAUUGAAAACAACACUUUUGUUGGUAUGUGGAUGAGAGAAGGAGAUUCUUGUGAAACAAAAAAUAGAGAAACAAAGGUACUUCUGGUAUGUGGAAAAAACAAUAGAUUGGCUCAAGUAUCCGAACCAAGCACUUGUGUUUAUUCUCUUACAUUUGAAACUCCACUUGUUUGUCACCCACAUUCUCUUUUAGUCUAUCCAACCUUGCCUGAAGCUCUUCAGAGAAAGUGGGAUGAAGUUGAGCAGCUGCUUUAUGAUGAAUUAAUCACAAAACAGGGAUAUAAGAAAAGAUUGAGAGAGCUGUUUGAAGAAGGCUCCCUUUUAAAAUCAACAAGAGAGAAAAAAGAGAAGGACAUUCAACUUCGACAUUUGGAAUUUGACUCUGUAGAAAAGUGCAGCAAGGAAUAUAAGCGACUUUCCAAUGAUCUGCAGAAAUUGUCAGAUUUACUAACCCAGCAUGGAAUUGCAUAUGAAGCCGUCCUAUAGCUUUUUACAGUGAUUUUCCCCCUGAAAUUUCUCUGACAAUGAGAACAAUGAAUCAAUGGAAGAGCAAUGGAAAUUUCCUGGGGUUGUGGGUGCUCCAUCACUGGAGGUUUUCAAGAAAAGAUUGAAGAGCCAUUGGUCUAGGAUGGACUAGGAUCUCCCACUCGAGCAGGCAGUUGGACUAGAAGACCUCCAAGAUCCCUAACCCUAUUAUUCUACAUUCAACAGUAGCAUCUCCUUUCAAGGAGCAAUUCUACCUGCCCCGUGACUACUAUUCCCGACUGCAAUCAAUUCAGUUAUAUGAUGAGAAUUUGCAAAUCCUUGGAAGUCCCUGAAGCUUUGUCUCUCAAGGACAUCCCAGAUCUUGAUGGACCUCUUCCAAUCAAGAAGCACCCUGAGCAGCUCUGCCUGAUGGGCAAACAGGGCAGGAAGGGGCUG
Molecule: messenger RNA, 1340 nt
Organism: Ahaetulla prasina
Lineage: Eukaryota; Metazoa; Chordata; Lepidosauria; Squamata; Colubridae
Gene: GNPTG
Product: N-acetylglucosamine-1-phosphate transferase subunit gamma
Exons: 11
Coding region: 54-905 (283 amino acids)
Cellular component (GO): Golgi apparatus
Source: RefSeq, a predicted model, not a curated record